This is a messenger RNA of Rhododendron vialii, 609 nucleotides long. RefSeq lists its product as uncharacterized. The record is from RefSeq and is a predicted model, not a curated record. NCBI's taxonomy places the organism in Eukaryota, Viridiplantae, Streptophyta, Magnoliopsida, Ericales, Ericaceae. The transcript is spliced from 2 exons. Bases 95 to 397 code for a protein of 100 amino acids.
GACCAAGCCCAAAUAAGGCUGGGCCCGCGAGGCCUUGCGGAGUGCGAGAAGGAAACCAAAUGGAAGGAAAUAGAACUACCGAAAGUAAACGAAAAUGGAAGAAGUGGUUGGGGGCGGAGGAGGAGGAGGAGGAGGCGGUGGGUACUUGUGGUGGGCCGCCGCAAGCACCGCCCAGAUAGCGCUGGGCAUCAAAUCCAUCCGCAGAGGCCACGCCGGCGACUCCCAUCUGAUGCCUUUCAAAGCCUUCAUCGUCGCCUCUCUCUUUGUUGGCGCCACUGCCUCUGCCGCCGUCGCCCUUCUCCGUUCCUCUGGCGUCUACUCGGUUGAAGACAUGAAGGAAGUCGGUGCAAAUAUAAGGACUGGAUUUGGGGUUCCUCCACGGGCACAAGAUAAAUAGAUGUUUGAACUUUGGAAUUUAUGGUAGUUUCACUCCCCUUUCCACCCCCUCCCCCCCCUUUUCAAGUAACUUAUUGUUUCCUUUUUUUUUUUUCCUCUUCUCGUCUUACCAGUUACUACAAAUGUAUAACUUUUUUUGGUGUGGCAGAGUGGCUAGUGUAUUUUUCUGUGUUCACUCUUGCUAGUGAUUUAUAUGCAAGAUUUUCUCCAAAA